AGACACGUCAUACCUCUUCAGCUGCCAAAACCAGAAGAUGGAAAAUAUUGACAGUUUCUUAUGUAAUAUAUUAAAAAUUCAAAUUGGGAACCGGUCAGUUUCCACGUUUGCAAGAUGAGUGCAGGACCGUUGGUAAUUGAAGUGAUUUGUACUUGCUGCUUGGCAGCUUUCUUGUUACAUCGUUAUGGUGAUCUAAGAAAGCAGAAUAUUUUAACAACUUUAACAACCUUUAUCGCUUGGUACUUUUCAUUUCUCAUCAUAUUUGUACUGCCACUGGAUGUCUCUUCUACAUUUUAUCGACAAUGCUUUAAAGACAAAGCCACAAAAAUUCUGACAACAACACCCAAAUCCUCUAAUAUAACAACAACGGCAGAUCGAAACACAUCAACAACUCCUGCAUCUUCAACACCUGCAUUACAGAUCUUCAGUCAAGUUCAUGAUUCUCCAUGUGAAAUUCCACUCAGCCACGUUCCAGAAAAUGUUUUACCCACACUUUGGCAAGUGGUUUAUUGGACAUCACAACUGUUAACAUGGAUAAUUUUACCACUUAUGCAGUCCUAUUCCACAGCUGGUGAUUUCACUGUGGCUGGCAAGAUUAAGACUGCCCUGAUAGAAAAUGCCAUAUAUUAUGGUUCUUAUUUACUCAUAUUUGGAGUGUGCUUGAUUUAUGUUGUUGCCAAAGCAGACCUCCAAGUUGAUGCAGAAAGAUUAAAGGUGAUAGGAAUAACAGCCAGCAAUACAUGGGGUCUCUUUUUGUUGAUUCUGUUGCUUGGUUAUGGUUUGGUGGAGGUACCUAGGUCUGUGUACAACAGCUGCAAAAAGGGAUUUGUCCUGUCUAAAACAUAUUUCAAGAUCUCCAAACUAAGCACUGAUAAAACAGAAGCAGAUGAAGCUUUGGAAGAUGUCUUGGAUGAGAUCAAAAAGGUUUCGGAGAAGAUUAAAUAUAACCACCCUUUGAGAAAGCAUGUUGAUACAAUUUUACUUAAGUGUCCUGAGACAAUGCGUCACUCUGUUAAGCAGAAUAAUGACGACUACGAAGAUUACAAUAGGAGCAGUGUAGACAUUCCUAAUGAAAAAACGCUUGUGAGACUCCACAAGCGAGUCAUUCGGGACUCCCAAAACCACCAUCGUACACAUGCACAGUGGAACUCCCUGAUGCAGAAAGCCAUUGAUUUGGAAGAUGUGGAAAAGAAUGAACAGAGUGCAACUCGUAAAUUCCAGAGAUCACAACAUUCCACCUCUGCACUGCCAGCUUUUGUACGCAUUGUGUACACACCUUUAGUGGAGUGGUACUGGCGGUGUAAGGUUUAUUUCUGGUUGAUGAGGGUGUGUGGUAUCCUGCUUGCCAUUGUGACUUUUAUGGUGGUUUGGUCAGAAUGUCUCUUUUUUGUGAAGGACCCUGUCCUUUCACUGUUUGCCAUCUUCAUCAAUGCUGCAAAACAUAACUAUGAUUAUGUUUUUAUAGAGUUGUCAUCCAUUUUGAUUAUUGCCUACCUCUGCUUCUGUGCUUACUACAGCGUGUUCCAGAUCCGAAUACUCAACUUGUACUACAUAGCACCACACCAUCAGACUGAUGAAUUCAGUCUUAUGUUCACUGGCAUGAUGCUAUGUAGAUUGACCCCGCCUAUGUGUUUGAAUUUCCUGGGCUUGAUUCAUCUUGACAGCCACAUCACAAAGGAGGAUAACCUUGAGGAAACAUCAUACACACAGAUCAUGGGCCACAUGGACGUAAUAUCAUUUAUCUCGGAUGGCUUUAACAUUUACUUUCCUAUGAUAUUGGUCCUGCUGUGUAUCUGUACAUUCUUCAGCCUGGGGAGUCGUAUCCUCCAUUUUCUGGGGGUCCAGCAGUUUAUUGGGGAUGAUGACAUGACCCAGGAGCUGGUGGAUGAGGGGAGACAGAUUGUUCAGAGAGAAAAGAGGAGUCGUGAUAGAAAACAUGAUAGUGCAGAAAGAAGGCGUGAGUGGACAGAAAGAUUUGGAACAACUUCCCAGUCCUCUGACCGAAUUAUUGGAUCCAGAGCUGAUAGAGAAAGGGAGAGGGAAACAUUGGCAAGAAGCCCGGAUGACAAUGACAAAACCGAGCUGCUGAAGGAGGCAGAACCAAUAGACUACACAGGUGAACUGCCAAGCACAACUGACCCUUUUAGUGAUUUUUCGCAAGGAUAUCAGCGGACUUCAUCACUCAGAUCCAGCAGAUUUAGUUCAAAGACUUCUAGUGCACCUCCAAGGGGAAUAUUUGAUGAUGUAUGACAUAUAUCAAGAUAGGGAAAUAAUUUGAUAUACAUUUUGCAUGUAUUUAUUGUUUAAAGUAUUAAAGUAAGAAAUAGAAAGUAUUUAUUGUACAGUGUUUGGAAGCAAUUCUCUGUAAGUAGAAUUAGAUGUAUAAACACUAUCUUAACAAGACUGUCAGCUGUCAAAGAAUGGAAACCAAGAAGAAUGAUCUGAAUCUCAUAAUAAGAAGCUUUAAAACAUCUUUAUUUGUUGAGGUUGAAGAUUUCUGAAAGAUAUCAACAAAAAUUUUACCUUUAGAAAAGAUGGUACAUGUACAUGCAUUUUUGCACUGAGCACUGUGAUUCUUUUAUUAAUUUGUUUGAAACCCUUUUCUAGUCAAUGUGUGAGUAAUAUCGGUAGAAAUGUGAAUUUUUGGCACAAUGUUGCAAGCAAAAUGCUGAUAUCAUACAGCUGUCAAAGUUAUAUAAAUCUGGUCUGGGUUGUGAGUGAGGGCAUUAUUUUGGUAAAAAUUUUGCUCAGGAAGGAAAAAAUGAAACAAGAUGUAUUUAAGGUCAGAGAAGUGACUCCAGCUGUUUUUAACAGUUGUGUAUUUGAAUGUAGAAUUUUUGAAUAUGCAUACAUGAAUAAAUCAGGGAAAAUAAUGGGAAGCAAUGCAAUUUGUUGUGUUGGGAUUGUUUGUUAUGGUUUUUGUGACAUUCCUUGUGUUAUACAUGUAAUUAUAGCAAUAGUUGAAGAAAGGAAGCCAUACAUGUUGUAAGAUGUGGUAAUUUACUUAUGUUUUAUCAUAUACAUGUACUUAUUCUGCACAAUUUGACCGUUAUAUACAUUAUAUAUAUUACUGUUUUCCAUACUCUACCAACAGAGGUCCUUGCUCUGAUAUUUCAAAUUCAGAAAGCUUUCUAUAUAAAAUUUAUAACCUCAAAGUUCAAAGAAAAAAUUAGACCACAGAAAUCAGAAAAUACUUGAAUUCAAAAAUCUCUUUGGGCAAUUGUAAAUAUUGAAAAUGCAUUUUUGCUGGAUGAGUAAUAUCCCUUAAGAAUUUUCAGUUCUCUCUCUCUCCUACAAAUCAACCUAACUUGGUAAGUUUUAAGUAUGCAUUAGCUAACAUUUGGAAGAAUAGAGGCAUUGGUGUAUAUUAAUGACUUAUUUUAAAAAUUAUAUAUCUACUAAAUGGUUGUGUUCCUAUUUUUGAUAAUGUACAAUGUAUUACUGAUUUAUCACUUGUUUUAAUUCAUAAUUGAUGUAUCAGACUGUAAAACACAUUUGUUAUUAGUAGUAGUAGUAACAUUGCAUGGAAAGAUACUUAAUCAGUAGAGAUUUUUAUCAGUGAUUCAUGUCUGUAAAUUUUAUUUAUUUUACAUUUAAGAUAAACAGAAAAUAUAUCAGUAUAUGUAUGUAGAAAUAGUUAUCAGGCUAUAUGAUUAACUUACAAAAUGACAUUAACUGGAACAUUUUCACAAAAUACUGAUACAACUGAACUUCUUAAUCUUGGACACCAGGGAUAUGUUGAAGUGAUUUGGCAGUUCCAACCACUGUUUCUUUCUUUUUUAACCUCGUUAUCUGGAAUCCUCAGAUAUCUCUUAGAUUAAUUUAGUCCCGUUGAGUUCAAGAUAAUGAGGUUUGACUGUUUAACAUCACUGAAAUCAUGAUAUUUUUAUCUAUUUACAGUGUGUGUAAUUUCAGUCCAUCUGUUAAUCUAGGAUUAAUCAAUUUUCAGCAGAGCUGAAGCUUUUAGAUUUAGAUUUAGAUUUAGAAAAUCUUGAAUUAAGGGGAAGCAAUUUUGGGAGAAGUUUUAUUUGCUGCUAUUCUUUAUAAAUAAAUACAUGUUCAUUCAUGAGAAAUGACAUCAUGUUGUAAUUAUCUUCUUGAAAUCCAGUUAAAAAUACUUUUGCUAGUUUAUUAUGAAUUGAUGUAUAAUGUUCAUUAUUUUUUUGUAAUGUUGAUCCUUAAAACAUUCCCCCAAGCAAACAUUUUUUUCACCACAAUUAGACUCUUGCUUUGCUGCAUCCACUAAAAGUUGGGCUGAAAUGUACUAUUUAGAAUUAAAUAUUUACACAUCAAUUUUGAUCCAUGCUUUAUUUGCAAAUCUGCAUAAUAAAUGGUACAUGUAUCUUUA
Messenger RNA from Saccostrea echinata, 4348 nucleotides. RefSeq names its product G-protein coupled receptor-associated protein LMBRD2-like. Gene Ontology annotation, cellular component: membrane. The transcript is spliced from 13 exons. The record is from RefSeq and is a predicted model, not a curated record. Lineage: Eukaryota; Metazoa; Mollusca; Bivalvia; Ostreida; Ostreidae. The coding region runs from base 115 to 2250 and encodes 711 amino acids.